AUGGGCCUGCUUAAUAGGAUCGUCCAAAGCUUCGAAGUCACUCAUGACUCCAACCUCACCAUUACCGAGCAGCUCGUUGCCAACUAUGAUUUGCUGCCUGUUGAGCCGGAGAAACGCACAUGGCGUGCGUACAACUACAUUGCCUUCUGGACAGCGGACACGUUCAACAUAAACAUGUGGAUGAUCGUAUCUUCCAUGAUCCAACUAGGGAUGUCGUGGUGGCAAGCCUGGAUAUGCACCUGGCUGGGUUAUGGCGUUAUCGCGCCUUUCCUUGUCCUGAAUGCACGUCCUGGUGCUAUUUUCCAUGUUAUGUUUCCAAUCGUGAAUCGCACGAGCUUCGGGAUGUUUGGGAGUCUGUGGUGUGUCUUUAAUCGCGCCGCUAUGGCAUGCAUAUGGUAUGGCGUCCAGGCAAGCAUCGGAGGUUCCUGUGUGCUCGUAAUGCUCAGAGCAAUGUGGCCUAGCAUAUAUGACCUGCCAAAUUCGAUGCCCGCGUCCUCUGGAACGGACACUCGAGAUUUCCUAUGCUUCUUCCUAUUCUGGCUCAUUUCGCUGCCAAUCAUUUGGUUCCCUGUGCACAAGGUCCGGCACUUCUUCCUUGUGACACCCAUCCUGAUGCCCAUAGCCUCAAUCACGUUUCUCGUAUGGUGCAUUGUCAAAGCUCACGGGAUCGGUCCGAUCAUGCAUCAACCUUCUACACUGCACGGAUCAAAGCUAGGCUGGGCUAUGGUGGUCAGUUCGAUGUCAUGCAUCAGUAACAAGGUAACCCUGGUCACCAAUGCACCGGAUUUUGCCUCCCGCGCUCGCACCUCAUCCGCCGCGCUAUACCCACAACUGUUUGCGAUUCCUCUAAGUGCGGCAUUUGUAAGUUUGAUCGGAAUCCUUGUGAGCUCGUCGUCGCAGGCAAUUUACGGGACAGCCAUUUGGUCACCCAUCGAACUGUUGGGAAAUUUCUUGAACGACAAUCCGUCGAAAGCAACGAGAUUCGGGGUAUGGUUUAUCUCAGCAUCAUUCAUGCUCGCACAGGUGACCACGAACAUCUGCGCGAAUUCAGUGUCGGCGGGAUGCGAUUUGACCGCACUGUUCCCUCGCUUUAUUAACAUCCGACGUGGCGGGUAUAUCGCUGCUACCGUUGGUCUCGCCAUGUGUCCAUGGAACCUUCUGAAAAAUAGUAAUGAGUUCACUUCUUACCUCUCCGCGUAUUCAGUGUUCCUGAGCUCCAUUGCUGGGGUGAUGGUGACGGAAUACUACAUCGUCCGCAAGGGUCAUUAUAACGUGAAGGACCUCUAUAACGCCGAAAGGGGCAGCUGGUACUGGUACACGUAUGGGAUCAACUUCCGGGCAUACACCGCAUAUAUUUCCGGGAUCCUUAUUAACGCUGUCGGUUUCGCUGGAGCCACUGGGUGCGUGGUCCCUCUAGCGGCUACUCGAAUAUAUGAGUUGUCGUUCUUUACGGGCUUUGGAGUUUCUGCAAUUGUCUAUUGGGCGUUGAAUCGCGUCUUCCCGGUAAUCGGUGCCGCUGACACGUUCGAGGAAAUCGACGUAUCUGGAUAUGAACGUACGGCACGCAGUUUACGGGAUGUUGAGGAAGUAGACGACGAGACGAAGGACGGGGGAUCAGAUCAUUCUGCGAGCAAAAGAUAA
Molecule: messenger RNA, 1641 nt
Organism: Suillus plorans
Lineage: Eukaryota; Fungi; Basidiomycota; Agaricomycetes; Boletales; Suillaceae
Product: permease for cytosine/purines, uracil, thiamine, allantoin-domain-containing protein
Exons: 12
Coding region: 1-1641 (546 amino acids)
Biological process (GO): transmembrane transport; nucleobase transport
Cellular component (GO): plasma membrane
Molecular function (GO): nucleobase transmembrane transporter activity
Source: RefSeq, a predicted model, not a curated record